AUGCUUCUGGCGUUUUUCGACAUCUUCGUAUCAAUGGCGUACAUCAUGCUGAUGUCAGUGAACGUGUUAUCCGAUGUGUUGAUGUCGCCAGUUCUUGUCAGUGUCUGGUACACGUAUAUGAUACCAAUUCUUACCGUAUCCCAUAUUGCAAUGACGUCAUCUUCUUUUCUCAUUGUUGCUGCGUCGUUUGAAAGAUAUUGUGCAACAUUGAACUCACCGUAUUUAAGGUUUGCGCAGAGAAACCGAUCAUUCCUUGCACUAUGUGCAGUUUUUCUGGGAGUUGUGAGUAAAGGAACGAUUUCAAUUGAGUUUGAGCUAGUCCAUCACGAACAAUGUAUCGGUCAAAUGAUGGCGACCACGAUGAAGUUCCGCCCAUUUGUCUUUGAGACCCAAUACCAUUACCUCUUUCGUUUCUGGUAUCGAAACUUUGUGACAGUCUUCGCACCAUUCUUUAUUCUUCUCUAUCUGAAUAUUCGAAUAGUAAAGGCGCUAACCACAUACACCACCGCUACAGUAUGCCUAGUAACUAAUGGAAACAGUGAGGACUUGCAGAAAAGAAAGGCAAGUGCUCGUGCAGCAACUCGGACAUUGGUAAUGGUUGGGUGCUGUUAUAUCGUGUCAAAUAUCAUCAAUGUGAUACUAACUUCAUUGGAACAGACUAAUAACGAGUUGGCUGAUGAUCAUCCAGACCUCUACAUUGUCCUAAUUGACUUGGUGUCCCUCCUCACCACAAUGGCGUGUGCCGCACGCCUCCCCAUCUACCUUUACUGUCAACCAGUUCUCCGUCGUGAGAUAUUUCUGCGAUUCAAGCGACUUUGUGUUCCAUGUAGUUCAUCGUCCCCUGAAAAACUUGGCGAGCGAUUGAAAUCCGUUGAGACAGACACCAGUUUUUUGAGUAGAGGUGAAGCAACUAACUCGGAAUGCAUUCCAAUUUCUGAAGUGACGGGCGCUAAGAAAUCUCCGACAAAGUGCUGUCUACAUUCUCCAUAUGAAACACUUCUGUGA
Molecule: messenger RNA, 1005 nt
Organism: Caenorhabditis remanei
Lineage: Eukaryota; Metazoa; Nematoda; Chromadorea; Rhabditida; Rhabditidae
Exons: 6
Coding region: 1-1005 (334 amino acids)
Cellular component (GO): membrane
Source: RefSeq, a predicted model, not a curated record